Puccinia graminis f. sp. tritici CRL 75-36-700-3 is the source of this 1313-nucleotide messenger RNA. RefSeq lists its product as uncharacterized. The coding region runs from base 32 to 916 and encodes 294 amino acids. Lineage: Eukaryota; Fungi; Basidiomycota; Pucciniomycetes; Pucciniales; Pucciniaceae. The record is from RefSeq and is a predicted model, not a curated record. The transcript has a single exon.
GUCUCUCUCGGCUCCGGCCACCAGACUACAUAUGGCUGCCCCCAGUGGUUCGAUCAGAACUUAUCAACAUCCAAACGACCACAAGUACCUCAGAUUCCUCAUCGGCUCAACCAUCCUCACCAAAACAGCCAUCGCAAACCAAACACUGUUCUGGUCCAACCCACUCGUCUACCUCUGGACGACCCUCUUCACACUCUACAUCGCACUCGACCGUCUAAAUGAUAAUGGCCAACUAUCCUUACUCUCGACCAUCCUCAUCAGACUCCCAUUCCUAUUCGCACCGCCUCUCAUCCUACUCGUCCUCCUCAACCGGGCCAACCGGACCUACUUCCAUUCGAUCCUACUCGAAACCCUGAGUCGGGAAGACCUCAGAGACCCACUAGGAUACUACGAUCGCAGGAUUCUCAAAGAGAAAGAUGCCCAGAGCCCGUCGGGGAUUUGGGUACUCGAAUAUGACGGCCGACAGUUAGGGGUCGUAGCAUUCGAUCAGAAUCUGGAGGGAUACGAGGAACUCUCCUCCAACUCCGACUCCUCAGGGUCCGCGACGGCAAGGAGGACGGUAUUGAUCCGUCAUCUGGCAUGUGCAUCCGACUUCAGAUCGGCAGGGAUCGAUGAAGAACUGCUUCAACACGUCCGCCGACUCCUCUUCCAUCCAAACUCACCAUGCGUCAACCGAAUCGCAAUACCCAUCCUGAACCCAAUCGACCCAUUCCUGAAAUCAGCACUACUCAACCAAGGCUUCAGACCACUCAGAAUCACUAGCUCACAGAAAAUCACUCACCCUUCAAAGAAACCCUUCCUCCCUGAUUCCCUACUAGGCUUACUCGGUUGGCCUGACUGUCAUUCUAAAUGGACUCGACAGCUCUGGAUCCUCGAUCGUCAAUCCGCUCCAACUGACCAGAACAAUCAUUCAUAGUCAGACUCUUCAUAUGAUCAUUUUAAUUGUGAUCAUUAGUCUCAAGUAUAGCAGCGCUCAGAUACACCUCAAGCUGUAAAACUAACAAACAAAAAAUUCAGAGAUUCUUCACAUGAUCAAUUGACAGAGAGAGAAGCCCAGUGAUCAACCCCCCAAACAAAUCAGAUUCAACAUGAGAAUGACAUUGACUCAUGUAUUCUUCAUCCAUUUACACUCAUAUGUUUCAUUGAUCAAUUUGACCCAAACAAUGCUCACAUGCAGUCCCCUACCAGCUGUUUAUGGCUGGUUUGUUUGGGUUCAACAACCUCCUCAACCCACCAACUUGAAAUCUUGAGACUUGGGCAAGCUGUGGUAUAAAAUGGGCUUCCAAAAAAUGAGUCUGAAAACAGAAGUGUGA